This is a messenger RNA of Sclerotinia sclerotiorum 1980 UF-70, 4233 nucleotides long. RefSeq lists its product as hypothetical. Lineage: Eukaryota; Fungi; Ascomycota; Leotiomycetes; Helotiales; Sclerotiniaceae. Gene Ontology annotation, molecular function: DNA binding; histone binding; ATP binding. Bases 1 to 4233 code for a protein of 1410 amino acids. Gene Ontology annotation, cellular component: nucleus. The transcript is spliced from 3 exons. The record is from RefSeq and is a predicted model, not a curated record. Gene Ontology annotation, biological process: positive regulation of transcription by RNA polymerase II.
AUGUCUAAUGAGAUGAACCCGCAAAUACAAGCUCUAUUACAGAGGUAUAAACAGAUGAAAGAACAAGGCGUGUCAGAAAAAGAUCCCGAGUUUAUAAAAGUCCACCAAACUCUCUCAACCUUUCGCAUGCAUCGGCAGAAAGCUGCAUUUGCACAACAACAGCAGCAGAUGAUGCAACAGCAACAACAAAAUGCUAACAGCAUCGCGGCAAAUGGUUCGACUCUGGCCCGACCUCCGUCUACCUCUAGCACGAUUUCCAGCGCGCAAGUACCUGCGACAUCCUCACUUGGUCCUUCAGCGAUUCCCGCGACUGCAGCAAGCUCUGCCGCAUCCAAAGUAGCCGCUGGCCCACAGAAACCAACCGGGAGCUCUGGCUAUUUUUCGCCAGAACAGCUGAGCAUGUUGAAGCACCAAAUUUAUGCAUUCAAAUGUUUGUCGAAGAACUUAGGAAUUCCGUCACAAACUCAGCAGCAACUAUUUGCGUCGCAAAAGAAACCGCCUACGUCCACCGAACAAGUACUAGCUACUACUCAACAGCCUGGCGAGGAUGCCCAGCCUACUGCCAAUGGAGUAGAAACUACCUCAGCUCAAAAAGUCGAAGGGCCCAAAUUUCAUCAAUAUACCGGAUUUGAAGACCCGCGUGAAAUACUUCUGAAGCAAAUUAGCUAUAGCACGCAUAAGCUUCGAGGACAACGUCCUAUAAUUCCAUCUAUCUUUCCGACCGGUGUCAAUAUUGAAGAACUUCGCCAAAAACGAGCUGACAUUAUCCACAAUCGCAUGAACGCGAGACUUAAUGAAUUGAGAUCAUUACCUGCAAACAUUGCGCAUGUAGAUGCACGAGAUGACGAUAUGGUGCCGGAUGACUCUCUUAGGCGUAAAGCAUUGAUCGAGAUGAAGAUGUUAGCACUGUAUGAUAAACAGAGGGCGUUACGUGAGAGAGUCGGUAGACAGAUGAUUCAAUACGAUAACCUAGCGAUGACGGCCAACAGAAGCAUUUACCGCCGCAUGAAGAAACAAUCACUCCGAGAAGCUAGGAUUACCGAAAAAUUGGAGAAGCAGCAGCGUGACGCUCGUGAGACACGGGAGAAGAAGAAGCACACCGAUUACCUGCAAACAGUCCUUAACCAUGCUCGUGAGGUCAAUUUGGCUGGGCAGAACCAGAGACAGAAGAUGGUUAAAUUAGGCCGUAUGAUGGUAACCCAACAUCAAAAUAUCGAGAAGGAAGAACAAAAGCGCAUCGAGCGAACAGCGAAGCAGCGUCUCGCAGCUUUGAAAUCGAACGAUGAAGAGGCAUAUCUGAAAUUGUUAGAUCAAGCAAAAGAUACUCGUAUCACUCACUUGCUGAGACAAACAGAUGGUUUCUUGUCUCAACUUGCUGCAUCGGUGAAGGAACAACAACGAAAAGCGGCAGAGCGUUAUGGUGAUGAUGGUGGUGACUUUGAGGAGGAUGAGUCUGAAGAUGAUGAUGAAGAAGAACCAGAUACACGCAAGAUCGAUUACUAUGCUGUUGCUCAUCGCAUUAAAGAAGAAGUCACCAAGCAACCUAGCAUUCUUGUUGGUGGCACUCUGAAGGAAUAUCAAUUGAAGGGUUUGCAAUGGAUGAUUUCGCUGUACAACAACAACCUGAACGGUAUCUUAGCAGACGAGAUGGGUCUUGGUAAAACUAUUCAAACCAUCAGUUUGCUCACAUAUUUGAUCGAGGUCAAAAAGCAGAAUGGCCCUUUCCUAGUAAUCGUUCCGCUGAGUACCUUGACGAAUUGGACUCUUGAGUUCGAAAAGUGGGCCCCGUCGAUUGGAAAAAUUGUUUACAAGGGUCCGCCAAACACAAGAAAACAACAACAAAAUCACCUUCGUUACGGAAAUUUCCAAGUACUUUUGACUACAUACGAAUAUAUCAUCAAGGAUAGACCAAUUUUGAGCAAGAUCAAAUGGGUGCACAUGAUCAUUGAUGAAGGUCAUCGUAUGAAGAACGCACAGUCGAAGCUUAGUGCUACUCUCACACAGUACUACACUACUCGUUACCGUUUAAUUCUUACCGGUACUCCCCUCCAAAACAAUCUACCGGAACUCUGGGCGUUGCUCAAUUUCGUUCUUCCAACCAUCUUCAAGUCUGUCAAGUCUUUCGAUGAAUGGUUCAAUACUCCAUUCGCCAACACGGGUGGUCAGGACAAGAUGGAGCUUACCGAAGAAGAACAAAUUCUUGUUAUUAGACGUCUACACAAAGUUUUACGACCUUUCUUGCUCCGUCGUCUUAAGAAGGAUGUCGAAAAGGACCUUCCUGACAAGACUGAAAAAGUUAUCAAGUGUAAAUUCUCGGCCCUGCAAGCCCGUCUCUAUAAACAAAUGGUCACUCACAACAAGCUCGUUGUUAGCGAUGGGAAAGGAGGCAAGACUGGAGCUAAGGGUCUGAGCAAUAUGAUCAUGCAAUUGCGAAAGCUUUGUAACCAUCCCUUUGUGUUUCGCGAAGUUGAAGAUCAAAUGAAUCCUAACAAUUUCAUCAAUGAUACUUUAUGGCGCAGUGCAGGGAAAUUCGAGUUGCUCGACCGUAUUUUGCCAAAGUAUCAAGCAACUGGACAUAGAGUUUUGAUGUUUUUCCAGAUGACGGCCAUCAUGGACAUCAUGGGAGAAUUUCUAGAUUACAGAGGCAUCAAAUUUAUGAGAUUGGAUGGUACGACUAAAUCUGAUGAUCGUUCUCUUCUCCUCAAGGAGUUUAACGCACCAGAUUCUCCAUACUUUUGUUUCUUGCUGUCAACCCGUGCUGGAGGUCUGGGUUUAAAUUUGCAGACCGCUGACACUGUCAUCAUCUACGAUUCGGAUUGGAAUCCUCAUCAAGAUUUACAGGCUCAGGAUCGUGCCCAUCGUAUUGGUCAAAAGAAUGAAGUUCGUAUUCUUCGACUAAUCAGUUCCAACUCAGUCGAGGAAAAGAUUUUGGAAAGAGCAAAGUUCAAGCUCGAUAUGGAUGGCAAGGUCAUUCAAGCUGGUAGAUUCGACAAUAAGUCAUCCGAAACCGAUCGUGACGCAAUGCUUAGGGUUAUGUUGGAAACAGCUGAAGCUGCUGAGUCUAUGGAGCAGGACGACAUGGACGAUGAAGAGCUCAACGAAAUCUUGGCACGAUCUGACGAGGAGAUUGUCAAGUUCCGACAAAUGGACGAGGAACGAAACAAAGAUUUACUCUACGGCAAUAACCCUCAAAGCAAGCGUAUUCCUCGUCUAAUGGUAGAAAGUGAGCUUCCGGAAAUCUACAUGUCAGAUGGGAAUCCCAUAUCCGACGAACCAGAGGCGCCACAAGGUCGUGGUGCAAGAGAGCGCACUCGCGUCAAGUACGACGACGGUCUCACGGAGGAGCAAUGGACUAUGGCUGUGGAUGAUGAUGAGGAUUCUCCAGAAGCCGCAGCAGCUCGUAAAGCAGCUAGGGCUGAUCGUCGAGAACGAAACAAGGCAAGAAAGCUUGGUCAACUAAAUGGUCCUCUUUCACCUGCUGGUAGUCGUGAUAGCUCAGAAGAUCCUGAACCUGAGCCUGAGCCAACACCCAAGAAGGGACGUGGUCGCAAGCCAGGUGUUAAGGUUGAGAAGCGAAAGGCCGAUGACUUUGAUGAUGAACCACCGCCAAAGCGAAAGCGUGGCGGUCCUGGGCGCCCACCAAGAAUUCCUAACGGAGACAUCUUGACGCCCAAGACUCGUAUGACUCUCCAAGCCAGCUUGAAGAUUGUCUUUGACCAUCUGAUGCAUUUGAAAUCUCUACCCGAAUCUCCAGACUCGCAAGGAGAGCAAACCGCACGGGAGAUCAUAUUUCCAUUUGUUUCCUUGCCAUCGAAGAAAGACUUUCCAGAUUAUUACGUGAUUAUCAAGGAGCCAAUUGCUAUGAAGCUUAUUGAAAAGAAAAUAAACAAGAGAGAAUACAACAGUCUCCAGGAUUUCAAAAAAGAUAUCGACACUCUCUGCACCAAUGCUAAGACGUAUAACGAGGAUGGCAGUUUGAUCUAUGUUGAUGCUGUUGCGAUCAGCGAGGAGUGUGAAUCUCGAAUUCAAGAUGAAGUUAACGAGCAUCCGGAGCUUGGUGCUGAAGGUGAUGAGACAUCACGAAACGGUGGCUCAACGGCUCCUACUACGAGUGCCGGUACCCCUUUGCCAGCACCAGGGCCAAGCACGAAGUUGAAGCUUACAUUCAAUAAGCAGGCGGCUAAUGGCAGAAAUAGUAGUAUUCAAAGUGACGACGAUGACGAUGAUGAGUAG